AUGAAAGGAAGGGAGCUUUCUCCUCCGAAAGUAAAGUACAGUUAUAAAAAAAUCAGAGAUGGUCAUGUGGCAAACGAGUCAGUAAUUAUCGCACUUUUAUCACAAUUUGCAGAUGUUACAGUUCAUAAACCAUUUGGAAAAUCACUAGUUUCGUUGCCUUUUAUACCCGUGGAAACAAUUAAAUUUCAAAAAGAUGAUUACAUUGAUGUCGAACUAUUCAUUGAAAGGCGAUUGAAAGAACGAAAAAUUUUUGACAUACAAAAUGGGAUUGACGAAAAAACUGCCGAUAGAAGAAUUAAAAAAUAUCGCAUUCCAACAACCGUUGUUUUUCUUAGUGACCUGCUUAACGAAUUUGGUGUUAUUUCAAUUUCAACACAGACGUGUGGCAAAAAUAAAGCAUGUGUUGUUUAUUACAUUAACACGAUAGUCACCAGUUUCGGAAUAUUUACAAAAGAUAAACUUGUUGAAAUCGGAAGGAAAAUCAACGAAGAACUUGUGUUAAGAACUUUAAAAAUAAAUGAAAGAACAACAAUCCACAAAGGAGAUGUUGUUAUGGCAAGGCUCCUGGGUAUGUAA
This is a messenger RNA of Entamoeba invadens IP1, 576 nucleotides long. RefSeq lists its product as hypothetical. The transcript has a single exon. NCBI's taxonomy places the organism in Eukaryota, Evosea, Mastigamoebida, Endamoebidae. The record is from RefSeq and is a predicted model, not a curated record. The coding region runs from base 1 to 576 and encodes 191 amino acids.